Messenger RNA from Bombyx mandarina (wild silkworm), 1175 nucleotides. RefSeq lists its product as uncharacterized. NCBI's taxonomy places the organism in Eukaryota, Metazoa, Arthropoda, Insecta, Lepidoptera, Bombycidae. Gene Ontology annotation, biological process: sleep; regulation of synaptic transmission, cholinergic; positive regulation of voltage-gated potassium channel activity. The record is from RefSeq and is a predicted model, not a curated record.
UACACAGCGUUCCAUAAUAAUCACUCCAAUCACAUGGCUGUUGCAUUUUGCUCUGUAAAUAUUAAUACGUUUGACGACUUAAAAUCAAAUCAAAAUAAUACACACAAAAUAUUGAUACAUGCUUAAAAUUUCCCGCGUUCUUUCGAUAUUUUGAAAUUAUAAACUUUUGUUUCUUUUUUGGUCAAGGAAUCCUGACCUUAAUACCUAAUUCGAUUCAUUACAAAUAAAAUUGGUUCGGACUCAAAAUAAACAUAAGAUGUUAUCGAAAUAUGGAGCUAUUUUGUUUUUGUUAUCGUUUCAUAUGAAGCUGGUAACAUCGAUCCGUUGCUACGAAUGCAGCAGCGCGAACAACACAAUGUGCUUGGAGCCGGCCUUAUACGACGCCGAGACGCUGGACAAGUACCUGCCGACCACCCACUGCGGAAGUGGAGUCGUCUCUUCAGGACACCACGCCUUCUUCUGCAGGAAGAUAAUGCAGACCAUAUUCCACAAAGGCUACGAACCGGACGUUCGGGUGACCAGAACUUGUGGUUGGAUACGUCAUCACCGCGACUGUUACAUGGCGGACAAUGAAGACCAUUUGGAGACCGUGUGCCAAUGUUUCACAGAUGACUGUAAUAGGGCGCACGGCGUCCAUCCUGUUCGAAUGAUGGGAAGCAUCGCCCUCUUGUUGCUAUUAAGAAGUUUAUCAUAAAUAAUAUUUUAACCCUAUAUUUAGAACAGUAUUUUAUUUUAAGAAAAAAGUGUAUUCAUUGCUAUUUUUAGAUUUUUCAUAAAUUGGCGGGAGAGUAGACUGAUUUUACACAGUUAUAAACAGUUGUCGGUUUCAGUAAUUAAUAUUUUCUUUAAGUAAGCGCCAUCUGUCAGUAGCAUUUGCAACUAAUACUUUCGAGGUUUCUAAUAUGAGAUACAGAUGGCGCUUUAAAAUAAAUCUUUUUUUAAAUUUGUUUUAUUCAUUAGCAUUUUAUUGGCGUAGUAUUAAGGCCAUCUCAGACCUUAAGGUCCUUAUCCACUAGACCUUAUCCACUAGACAUCACAAAAUGAAAGCUGCUGAUCCUCCCGAGACGGGGACGAAGUUGCAAUGACAUUAGAAAAACGACGAUACGACCCUUCAAACCAAUAUCGUGAUGCGAUAGAGCUUGAUAGAAGCAGUGAGACCCCAACGAAUAACAAAU